CCUCCAUAACUCCUUCGAUCCUCUCUCUCAGUCGCAUUUACCGGCGACUGUCUCCUCUUCUGUACUUGCUUUUCCGAUGGGUUCUCUUUUCUGUUUCUCUCUCAUUGCUUUUCUCCUUGUUCUUCACCCAUGUUUCGCAAAGAAAACUUACAUUGUUCAUGUGAAACAUCAACAAAAGCCGCCUUCUUAUUCUACUCAUCAUGAUUGGUACGAUGCUCAGUUGAAAUCUCUUUCUUCUUCUUCCAACUCUGAAUCUCUUCUUUACUCUUACGAUACUGCUUAUCCUGGAUUUGCUGCUUCUCUUGACCUCCAUGAGGCUGAAUUGCUCCGACAGUCUGAUGAUGUGGUUGGGGUGUAUGAGGAUACUGUUUAUACACUUCAUACUACUCGGACCCCUGAGUUUCUUGGGUUGGAUAAUCAGUUGGGGAUUUGGGCUGGGCAUACUCAACAAGAGCUUAACAGUGCUGCUCAGGAUGUUAUUAUUGGAGUGCUUGAUACCGGUGUUUGGCCUGAAUCUAAGAGUUUUAGUGAUGUGGGUAUGCCUGAUGUGCCGUCCAGAUGGCGUGGGGAAUGUGAAUCUGGACCUGAUUUCGAUCCAAAGGUACAUUGUAACAAGAAACUGGUUGGUGCGAGAUUUUUCGCUAAAGGUUACCGUAUGUCGUCUUCUAGUUCAUUUACGAAUCAACCCAGACAGCCUGAAUCGCCUCGGGAUCAGGACGGUCAUGGCACCCAUACAGCCAGUACCGCCGCUGGUGCACCAGUGGGUAACGCUAGCCUUUUUGGUUAUGCUAGUGGAAUCGCUCGUGGUAUGGCUCCUCGUGCUCGUGUAGCUACUUACAAGGUGUGUUGGCCUACUGGUUGUUUUGGGUCUGAUAUUCUUGCAGGUAUGGACCGUGCUAUUUUGGAUGGGGUUGAUGUGUUAUCUUUAUCUUUGGGUGGUGGAUCAGGUCCUUAUUAUCGUGAUACCAUUGCUAUUGGUGGUUUCUCUGCUAUGGAGAAAGGAAUUGUUGUGUCCUGUUCUGCAGGUAACAGCGGUCCUGCUAAAGCUUCACUUGCAAAUACAGCUCCAUGGAUUAUGACUGUUGGUGCUGGUACCAUAGACCGUGAUUUCCCUGCUUAUGCUGUUUUAGGUAAUGACAAAAAGAUUACUGGUGUGUCUUUAUACAGUGGUAAAGGGAUGGGUAAAAAGCUAGUUAGCUUAGUUUACAACACAGAUAGUAGCUCUAGCCUUUGCUUGCCUGGUUCACUAAACCCUAAAGAUGUUCGUGGGAAGAUAGUGGUAUGUGACAGAGGGACUAAUGCUAGAGUAGAAAAGGGUCUAGUGGUGAAAGAAGCUGGUGGGGUUGGGAUGAUAUUGGCUAACACCGUCGAGAGUGGCGAGGAGCUGGUGGCAGACAGUCAUUUGUUGCCGGCGGUGGCUGUUGGAAGGAAAUUGGGAAAUGUGAUUAGGCAGUAUGUGAAGAGUGAGAGGAAUCCGACUGCGGUGCUCAGCUUUGGAGGUACGGUGGUGAACGUUAAGCCAUCGCCGGUAGUGGCAGCGUUUAGCUCAAGAGGGCCUAAUACAGUGACUCCACAGAUAUUGAAGCCUGAUUUAAUUGGACCUGGAGUUAACAUAUUGGCAGCUUGGUCUGAGGCUAUUGGCCCUACUGGCCUUGAGAAAGAUACCAGGAGGACCAAGUUCAACAUCAUGUCUGGUACAUCCAUGUCCUGUCCUCAUAUCAGUGGACUGGCUGCACUGCUGAAAGCAGCACAUCCUGAAUGGAGUCCAAGUGCAAUCAAAUCUGCACUUAUGACAACUGCCUAUAAUCGCGACACCACUAACUCCCCUCUUCGUGAUGCAGAAGGUGAUCAACUUUCCACUCCAUGGGCUCAUGGAGCAGGUCAUGUUGAUCCUCACAAGGCACUCUCCCCGGGUCUUGUCUAUGAUAUUAGGCCUAAGGAGUACAUCAAGUUCUUAUGCUCGUUGGACUAUGAGAUGGAACACAUACAAGCCAUUGUCAAGCGCCCAAAUGUCACUUGUGCUAAGAAAUUUUCAGAUCCUGGGCAGAUCAACUACCCAUCGUUUGCAGUUUUGUUUGGCAAAUCAAGGGUUGUUCGUUACACCCGUACCUUGACCAAUGUGGGAGCUGCAGGCUCUACCUAUGAGGUAGUCAUUGAUGCUCCCCCGUCUGUUACUGUGACUGUGAAGCCAUCAAAGCUUGUAUUCAAAAAGGUUGGAGAGAGGCUGCGAUACACAGUCACAUUCGUGUCAAAGAAGGGUGUUAGCACGAUGAGCAAGACUACUUUUGGUUCGAUAUCAUGGAAUAAUGCUCAAAACCAAGUUAGAAGUCCAGUUUCAUAUUCGUGGUCACAAUUAUUUAACUGAAAGGUUGUUCCUUUAAUAUAAUGUAUGGUUUUCCCUUUUUGAAUUACCAGCAAAAAUUGUGGUAAUCAGAUGCUGCAAAUGGAAGUGUUUUUUUUAGCAAUCUGAGUGAUAGGGUUCCUCCAAAAAGUUUUAGUUUUAUGCAAUGCAAUUAUAGCCCUUGCUUGUAUGAUAUCAUGUGAGGUAAUGUAUUUAUUACAUGUCAAGAAAA
Molecule: messenger RNA, 2573 nt
Organism: Solanum pennellii
Lineage: Eukaryota; Viridiplantae; Streptophyta; Magnoliopsida; Solanales; Solanaceae
Product: subtilisin-like protease SBT1.8
Exons: 2
Coding region: 77-2365 (762 amino acids)
Biological process (GO): proteolysis
Molecular function (GO): serine-type endopeptidase activity
Source: RefSeq, a predicted model, not a curated record